GUCGCGAGAGGCAGCGGCCAGUAGCACGCGGGCCGCCACAUCGCGAGCACGCGACCUGCACUCUGCCACGCCGAGGAUGAAGAGCGCGUCUGCGCCGGACAGCGAGGAGCAGGAGCUGGUGUUGGUGCGCGUGAGGGAUGGCCAGCUGCGCGGCCGCCGCAGGGCCACGGUGUGGGGGCUGCCCUUCUGCAGCUUCCAGGGCGUGCCGUACGCCCGCCCGCCUGUCGGGGACCUCCGCUUCAGGGAGCCUCAGCCGCUGGAGCCGUGGUCCGGGGUUCGAGACGCGCUACAGGAGGGCGCUGUGGCUGUGAGCGUCCACCAUGAAGACUUCUCAAUCGCCGUUGGCAACGAGGAUUGCCUCUACCUCAACGUUUACACACCACAGCGGGUGCCGGGGGACGGCGGGCGGCUGGCGGUGAUGGUGUGGCUGCACGGCGGCGGCUUCGUCUGGGGCAGCGGCAGCGCAGACUGCUACGGGCCCGACGUGCUCAUGCACGCAGCCGUCGUCCUCGUCACGCUCAACUACCGCCUCGGCGUGCUCGGCUUCCUGAGCACGCAAGACGAGGUGGUGCCCGGUAAUAUGGGCCUCAAGGACCAGGUGGCGGCCCUCAGAUGGGUGCGUGACAACAUCGGCAGCUUUGGUGGCGACCCGAACAACGUCACCAUCUUUGGCGAGAGUGCGGGCGCUGCCUCAGUCCACUACCAUCUACUGUCCCCGCUCUCCAAAGGAUUAUUCCACAAGGCUAUAAUGCAGAGUGGUUCAGCCUUAAGCAUGUGGGCAGCAGCAGAUGGAAUCCGCGAGAAAAGUUUUAAACUCGGAGAGCUUCUGGGCUGUCAUACUGACAGCAGUGAGGAGCUUGUUCAAUUCCUCAGAGGGGUCGACCCUCACAAGCUUGUUGAAACAUUCCCCAAAGUUGUUCCUGAAAAGGAACAAAUGGGAGCUUUGACAGUGGCAUUUGUUCCAUGUGUUGAGAAGGAACACUCAGGCGCUUUCUUGACAGAAGAACCAUUGGUACUGAUGACUCAAGGACGUUUCCACAGAGUGCCAGUUAUUGUGGGUGGAACCUCCGGAGAAGGAAUUGCCAUGCUUGCACUUACUGGAAUUCUAAAGGAUACAGAAAAAAUGGAUUUCAUGAUUGACAAUUUUGAAUUAGUGUUUGGUGAUAGUCUUCUUAUAAAAGACCUACAUACAAGAAAAACAGUUUGUGAUAAAUUAAAACAAUUUUAUUUUGGCAACACAUCACCAGAUGAUCGCUAUAGGAGGCUUGUUUUGAUGUGUGCAGACCUUCACUUCAAUAUGGGGUCAGACAUAGCCGCUAGACUCAUCGCAUCUGCACCCAAUCCACCUCAGAUUUAUCGUUACCAGUUUUCCUUUGAAAGUGACCUAGCACUUACUUCCAGAAUGGUUGAUCGCAGAUUUCCAGGUGCUACUCAUACUGCUGAACUUUGCUACUUAUUUUUGUUUGCUGAUAACAGGCAAGACAUUAAUAAAGACAGCCACCAACAUACUGUUCGCUCCAUUAUGGCUUCUCUUUGGACAAACUUUGCCAAAACUGGUGAUCCAACAUAUGAACUAAAUGAUGUUGUGACAGAGCACUGGCCAGCCUACACAUUGGAAGACCCUGCAUUUGCAGACAUUGGACAGGAAUUGAAAAUCAAAAGAAAUAUUAACAGCCAGUAUUUCAAUUUCUGGUGGGAUACAUACUAUCCAGCACGUCUUCAAUCAGCUAAACAAUGACUAUCUAAAAACAAUUGAUGAACACUCUGUUGCUUUUGAUUGGUUAAGUUUCUCAAAUUUCUCUCCAUCUUUCUGUUUGCAUUUCCUGAGUGGGUACUGUUUACAUGUUUCAUUUGAUUAAGAUAGAAAGGAAUGUGUUGCAUUUGGUUAUGAAAGGAUAUUCAUUUCACAUUGAAAACAAGCACAAAAACAAAACAAAAAAUCAUAGAAAUAAAUUAUUAUUCAAAUGGAUCAUCACUUUAGUACUUCAAAAAACAGAAUGACCUCAUAUGGAUCACUGUUUAAAUGAUAAGUUCAAACCAUCUUUUUAAAGGAUUGUAAAAAACAAACAAAAACCAUUUUAUUGGAGUAACUGAAUUUGAAAAAAAAAUUACACAUUUUGCAUGGAAUAUAAAACAAAUGAGAGAGAGAGAGAGAGAGAGAGAGAGAGAGAGAGAGAGACAGAGAACAUACAUUCAUAACGGUGAAAGGUCAAGAUGUAAAGUAUGUGAAGCGCAUCUCUUGGAAACCAUCUAACAGAGAUGUCCAUGCUCGAAUAAUUUGGGAUCAAAAUGUUAUCAUUUACCAGUUGUAACAGAUAAAUUUCACCAAGUACAUUGUUAAACUUAUUUUACAUAUUUAUAGUUACUAGAACAAAAUUAAUUUAUUUAACAUUCAUGUAGUACAGUAGCACCGAACUGACAUGACUGUUAGUACCAAGUGUUUCUGGAGCCCUUAUUAGACAAAGAAAUUAAGCUAUGUAUACUGAAGAACAGUAUCAUAGUAAUGUGUGUCAUCAGUACAAGUAAUAGGGGACAUGGAGUUCAUGAAUCUGAAAUAAAAUUUCCAGAUAGAAAGCACAACUAUAAUUUUUUUUAAAUGUAAUUUCACACACAAAAAAUUAAAAUCAUUGUAGGAAACUAAUUUUCAAAUAAACUUUAAAGACUGAGGUAAAUAAUUAGCACAAUGUCACAUAAAACUGAAACUAGACCAAAUGAAACUAAACCAGUGUUGGAAUUUUCAAAACAUAUAGCAGACAAAAAAACAAAUGUCUCUUACCUGAUCUGUGGAUUUGUCUUAGAUCAUAGGUAAUGGCAUUCACAGGUCAUUACAUGAUGCCAUCCUGAGUGCAUCACAUUUAAUGAAAGAACAGCUUGUUCCUUUCAGUGUGAAUAUAGCAGUAAUCUCUAAUUUUUAUUAAGGGACCAAAAUCAUUCCUGGUCACUAUCAAUUUAAUUCACAGCUCACACAAAUGGUAAGUGCAGUUUGCAUCCAACAUUCUUAUUGUUUCUUUUCAGUCAGUAAUCUGAAGCCAUUUGAUAUGCUUUAAAGUUUUAAGAGAGAACAGGAAAAUUAGUGAUCUCAUACUUAGCUGCUGAAUUAAAUAGCUGUUUUAAAAUGUCAUUCUGAUCUCAUUGCCAAAUUCUAAUGGAGAUGAUAUGCAAAGCCUGUCAUCAAUUACUUCAUUGGUAUCCCACCAGGAAUUGAACAUGAGACUGCUGGGUGUGAAGUGUGAAACGUAGACACCGCACCAUAAAGAAUCAAUCGAGUUAACAAUUGUAUCUCCAAUUGUGUCUCAUGUUAAUUGCACUGACAGUAGAGUUAGCACAGAAAUACUCCAAAAUGCAACAGAGAGAACAAAACUUUUUGUUUUAUAUACUUCUAUGAAGUUUAUAAAGUACAAUAUUUGAAAUGUAGCUCAUCCACAUAUGUUGUGUGCAUUUCAUGUAUUAAUGGAUUAUUAAAUUAGAGUACAGCUUCUACCAAAGUGAAAUUGUAAUGCUGUGAAAUGGCUGUGUAAUAUUACCUUGCAUGUGACAAACUAAUGUUUUUACAAAUGGAAAUAAAAUAUAUUUAUUUUUACUUUUC
Messenger RNA from Schistocerca nitens (vagrant locust), 3586 nucleotides. Its product is annotated as esterase FE4-like. NCBI's taxonomy places the organism in Eukaryota, Metazoa, Arthropoda, Insecta, Orthoptera, Acrididae. The transcript has 11 exons. Gene Ontology annotation, molecular function: hydrolase activity. The record is from RefSeq and is a predicted model, not a curated record. The coding region runs from base 77 to 1738 and encodes 553 amino acids.